This is a messenger RNA of Clunio marinus, 501 nucleotides long. NCBI's taxonomy places the organism in Eukaryota, Metazoa, Arthropoda, Insecta, Diptera, Chironomidae. The record is from the annotation of a GenBank genome assembly.
AUGGAAGUCGACUUUUAUGGAAAACCAAUGAGACAUCACAAAUUCAUUUGUCUCACAACAAAAAUAAGGGAAUUAAAAAAGCUUUACAAGAUUCUCUACGAUAGUUCUGAGUUCAUAAAUGGAUCAGUUGGUGUGACCAUUUUAACAAUUAUGCUUAUCGUUGUGGCCUUAAUUACGGCUUCUGGAUAUUGGUUGUUCAUUAUAAUAAUUAGAAAAGAGUCGAUUGAUAAAGUCAGUGGUGCAAUGUUCGCGGUAUUUACAAGUUUUCUUACUUUAAUUAUCAUCACGUUUAACUGCAGCAAUUGUGAAAAAUAUAUGAAAGAUCUGUUGGAUUCUAUUGACAAGUUCGAGUGUGAAAGUUUCUACGACAUUGAUGAAGUUAGCUUUGAUAUGUUACUGAAAUUUUAUAAGCAGCUUUCAAUUGAACCAAUGAAAUUCACAACUGCGGGCUUAUACAACAUAAAUCUUAAACUUUGGUCGUCGGAAUUAUUUCCUACCUAA